GCGCCCAUAUGAACAACGUCAGUGGAAACUCUAAGGUUCGUAUUGAGGAUGUCUUCUUUAAUCGCACUGGAAAAGUCUAUCGAUACGAUAAAACGAGCAAUCGAUGGAAUUACAGACUUUCUCAGUGUUUCUCUGCGUAUCGCUAACGCCCAUACUGUGGACUUCUACACCCGCCAUGUGUGGAAAGAGCUGAUCGCUGUGCCUCCCGACAGCGUACUGGCCGUCAUAUGUAAUACAAGCUUGGACCACGAGGGGGCGCCAGAUGGUGCGGCUCGGCACACCUACGGCUUCUGUGAGGACACCAAGCGGCUGGUGGACGUGGGGGGCUUCCUCCGAGCAACGAAACUCCGGUCCCUUCCCGCGUCGGGCGUCUGCGUGCCGCUCCAGCAGCUAAUGGAUGCUUUGCACGUGCACGGCCAACCCCUCCAGCCUGAAGAAGAUGGGACCCUGGAGCCCGACGAGUUUAUGAACUCCAAGAAGUCUCACGAAGUGCAGAUCCUGUCUGAGGUGGUGGUCUCCCUGGCCAGGUGCUGCCGUCUGCAACAGGUGGUGGACGUCGGUUCCGGAAAGGGCUACCUGUGCUCCUUCCUGUCGCUGCGCUACGGCCUGCGGGUGUACGGCGUCGACUCCUCCAGCAGCAACACGCACGGCGCCCGCGAGAGGAACCGCAAGCUGAAGAAGUACUCGAAAGCGUACCGGAGACGCAGCCGGACGAGGGCGCGAGGGGGACCUCGGGAGGCCGGUGGGAGGAGCUGGUCUCGGGCGGACGGAGGCCGCGCCUCCAACUCCGGGUCGCGGGGGAGCGCGGAUGGCGUGUCGGGCGACGAGGCCGACGUGCAUCCGGACGGAGCCGGACCGGAGCCGGAGGACCCCUUCCUCGGCCUCCUCCCUCUGGAGGCGGCUGAGCCGCCCCCCUUCCGGGCGCCCCCCGCCGAACUGAGCCCGGAGGAGAGGGAGAGGAGGAAGCAGGAGAACUUGGAGAGGAAAAGCAAGGGGUCGAGGGAUGAGGGUCUGUACUCGCCCCUGACGUCCUACGUUACCGCGGAAACGGAGCUCCGAGAGAUUAUCGCGGAACUGGAGGAUGCCGUCUUGGUUGGCCUGCACACCUGCGGAGACCUGGCUCCCAGCACGCUGCGCAUGUUUGCGGCCAAGCCGGAGCUGCGGGCGUUGUGCAGCGUCUCCUGCUGCUACCACCUGCUGUCGGAAGAGUUUGACCAGGCAGCGCCGGAGAGGCCGGUUGGUGGCGUGUGGGGGUUCCCUAUGAGCCAGUACCUAAGAGACCAGGCUUGGUUCUGCGGCCGGAACGCGAGGAUGUCCGCAUGCCUGGCCUUAGAAAGAGUUGCUGUCGGCAAGGGGCUCCCCACUGAGUCGCUCUUCUACCGCGCCGUCUUCCACGUCAUUCUGCAGGACCACUACAAUGCCUUUAAAAGCGAGAAGCGCGUGGGGAACGUGUACUCCAAAGCCGGUUCUUUCGUCGAUUACGUGAGGAAAGCCCUGAGGAAGCUGGAGCUCGAUGAGUCGAAGCUCUCCGACAGCCUCGUUCAAAGCUACCACGAUAAAUACCGACCAAGAAUGAAGGAGAUGGAGGCGUUCAAUAUGCUGAAGGUGUCCCUGGCUCCCUGCAUCGAGGGCUUGAUACUCCUGGAUCGACUAUGCUACCUAAAGGAGCAGGAGAAGCCAUUUUUUUGUGAGCUGGUGCGGCUCUUUGAUCCCCUAAUGUCGCCGAGAUGCUAUGGAAUCAUUGGUUUGAAGAAGCUACAAAUGUGAAUGUUCUUGAGAUCUUUUUUAUAAAAGCUCCAUAAUAUGCUCAUUACUACAUGUUAAGUCAUCACAGACCAAAGUGUUUAAAUUUGUGUGUACAUAUAUAUAUAUACACACACACGCAUAUGU
This is a messenger RNA of Scleropages formosus (Asian bonytongue), 1890 nucleotides long. RefSeq names its product methyltransferase like 25 (gene mettl25). The transcript has 12 exons. Bases 49 to 1767 code for a protein of 572 amino acids. The record is from RefSeq and is a predicted model, not a curated record. Lineage: Eukaryota; Metazoa; Chordata; Actinopteri; Osteoglossiformes; Osteoglossidae.